AGGCACGUCUCACAUGAGAGGACCCUGCGAGUCUCGUGCGAGGACGUCUGCCGGUGGCUCAUGGGAAGCCUGAAUCACCGCUCUGCCAUGGAAGUUUCAAAGCUACCAGACGUCGCCAUCGAGAUGAAGCCGCAGAUAGUUCCAGCCGCAGUCGACGAUGGCCCGUACGGCAUGGACGCGCCGGUGGCUCCGACGACCAUAACCUGGAUGAAUCUCACGUACAAAGUACCUGAAGGAAAAGGCACGAAGCAGCUGCUCCGCAACAUCAGUGGUAGCCUGCGCCCCGGAGAGAUGACAGCCAUCAUUGGUCCAUCCGGUGCGGGAAAAACAACGCUGCUCAACGUGCUUGCCGGAUUCCAGACGAGAAGUUUCCAGGCAGACCUCUUCGUCAAUGGCCAGCCGUUCAAGGAGAGAAGUUUUCGCAAGCUCAGCAGCUACGUCACCAGCGGCGAGGAGCUCCUGCAGCACCUGACCGUGCGCGAAACGGUGGACGCCGCGGCCAAACUCAAACUGCCCCCUGACGUCACCUACAAACAGAGAAGCGCCUUGGUGUCGCGAAUCCUGAAGCUGUGGGGCCUGGACACGUGCGAGAACCGGCAGGUCAAGAACCUCUCCACUGGUCAGCGGAAGAGGGUCAUGCUCGCGCAGGAACUCGUGCACAGUCCACCGGUGCUGUUCCUCGACGAACCCACCAGUGGCCUGGACAGCUCCAACGCCCUGCAGUGCAUCCUGACGCUGAAGAAGUUCGCCCUCAAGGGUCACACGGUCACGUGCAGCAUACACCAGCCGAGCUCGAGGAUAUUCCAGCUAUUCGACCGAUUGUACGUCCUUGCCGAUGGCUACUGCAUAUACCACGGUGCCGUUCGGGACUUGCUUCCUACUCUGGCAGCCAAUGGUCUACAGUGCCCUGCCUUCUACAACCCUGCAGACUUUUUGAUCGAAGUCGCAUCGGGUGAAUACGGGGACGUUAAAGGCGACCUAGUGCGGUACGCUGAACGACACAGCCAAGUAUUGCCCACCAACAAUGGCCCCAAGUCAAUGGCCAAUGGAGGAGGAGAUCUCAACGAACAACAUGCAGUCACAGCCCCUUUGCUAAAGCAGGAGGAACACCAACUAGUGACCACCGCUCCGUGUUGUGUGCAGAUGAACGUUCUCCUCAAGCGCUGCUAUUUAUCACUCAUCAGAAAUCCGAUGGUGUUUCACCUUCGUUUAGCCACAAACCUGCUGGUCGGUGUGUGUAUGGGCCUCCUGUACUACGACAUAGGCGGGCGGGCGGACGGCUUCUUCAACAACGCCACGCUGGUCUUCUUCUGCGCCAUAUUCCUCACCUUCACCGGCAUGAUGCCCGUUGUCCUCAACUAUCCUCUGGAAGCUACUGUGUUCACGCGGGAACGGAACAACUCGUGGUAUACACUGAAGGCCUACUACCUGUCCAAGACCAUUGUCGAACUACCUUUCCAGGUUGCCUACCCCACAACAUUCGUGGCCAUCGUCUACUGGAUGACGUCACAGCCUCCGGAGAUGAGCCGCUUCGUCAUGUUCUCUUUCCUUUCCAUCCUGCUCACAUUGGUCGCCCAUUCCCUCGGCAUGUUCAUUGGUGCCUUCGCAAGCAUGCAGGUGGCAAUAUUCCUUGCGCCCGCCGUCGCCAUUCCGAUGCUCCUGUUCAGCGGGUUCGUGGUGACGCUGAAGGCGAUGCCGCACUACCUCCACUGGAUAUCCUACGUGUCCUUCGUACGGUACGCCUACGAAGGGUGCAUCCUCAGCCUCUACGGAUACGACAGGCCUGAACUCGAAUGUGGCGAGCAGAAGGAUGGUUCGGUUCCUUGCCUCUUUACGGUGCCAUCCGAGUUCGUCAACUUCUUGGGUCUGAACGAAGUUAGUGUGGAAGUGUGUGCCGGUGCACUGGUCGGGUUCGUGGUGGUCCUAAACGUGGCCACGUACGUGGCACUAAAAAUGAGAGUCAAGAGGACGUUUUUGAAUCGAUAGAAAAUCGGGUGUGAAGGUAUAGAAACGAGAAACUGGAAUAUGCCUCUGGCAAGUGCCAAGUCGAACCUUGUGUCUUACUGGUCGACUUCUACGCGCAGCCGAUGUGCAUACUGACUGUGGGCCUGCAGUCACAGCGGCAGCCCAUCAACGAAGGCCUUGUAUCAAGGAAGUUUGUGGGUACGCGACUCGCUUUUACGUGUGCGCGCAGGACGUGAUUUGCAGCACACACUACGUCACCGUCAACUGUGCCACUAACAUGGCGUCGGACAAUUCGAGACUGCGAUCGCUGGUACGAUCCUCGGUUUAGCCUACGGCACUUUGAAAAGUACGCGGUGGCUUUCUCUUUUCUACGAUAUGUCGGGUGUCCAUGCAUGAAGAUGCAAAGGUCCAAAUCCCCCUCACUCCCCAACACCCCCCCCCCCCAAAAAAAAAAUGUUAGAACGCGAGCAUGAAACAAAGGACUAUGUAAAUAAGGAUCACAUGGCAUGUGCUCUACAAAAGAACAAACAAGCGUCGAACAAAAGCAUUCGCGAUAUUCGAGACAAAGCUGUCGCACGUGUGAUAAGAGAAGCAUACACCGCGGGAUCAGUGCUAUCUAAUCACUGUGCCUUAUAUUUACAUACCUUUCAGCAUUUUAUCUUUGGUUAUAACUUUUCUUGUCAAAACGACGUCGCAGGUCAACUUCGCGCGAGUCGAACAUGCAUUUUUCCUCGGCCUCGUGACUGCCAUCUUUGCAUCGCACGAGUCAUAUUGUUUCUUUUCAUAAUUACCAAGUAGACCACCAAGCUCACGCACUAAUGAUCAAUAAAGAAUUGACAAGGACGAAGCGUUCCUUGGGCGUCGGGCCUUGUGUGCGUUAGUGUGCUAGUUGGUCGUUAUGAACCACUAACUCACACAGCCAUUCACAUAAUCGCACCAUAUUGUUUACGAUGCAUAUAUGUUCCUUUCACCUAGCAGAACAGUCCGCCCAAGAAAUGCAACACCAUCAGCUAAAGUCAGGAUUUGGCGUUCCUCAGCUGCUUGCUUAAGCAGCGGCGUUCAGGGAGUCAGAGCGUGUGCCUCCCAUGAGGUAGGUACUUGGUUCUGUUCCCAAUGCCGCCAGGCACCCACCGUUAUUUUAAUGGGAAAAGAGGUACCCCAACCAGGAGCUCGAUGGCGUGGAUGCUCGUAUUGAGAAGUUGGUCUCUCCUUUCCGUUCUCUUCUUUUAUUCCUCAUUACCCAACAACUCCCCUCUAUUCCCUUCCCCCCCGGCGGCACUGCAGCGUGCUUUCCUAUGGGUUGCAGGAAUAAGCAUCCUGUCUACCUACAAACCGCUGUUAUCGACGCUAUAAAUACGAGUCAAACAGCUGAUAAGUCGCACACAGGAAGUGAUAAGAGUGCUACGGCUCAGCAUACAGAAAGCUUACCUGGUAAUGUAAAUCUGAAAUUGUUGAUCGCUUCUCGCUGCCAUAGAGCAUUAAAGUAAGGAUGUAAGGAUGUGGUACCUGUGCGCAAGCUUACAAUCAAUCUUAUUCAGAUAAGUAUUUGAAAUAAAAUUCUGCAUUUUUAAGCCCCAAAACCAUGACGUUAUUAAUAAGCACGCCGUUGUGGGGGAGUGGGGAUUAAUUUUGACCUCCUAGGCUUCUCUGGAGUGCGUCUAAAUCUCUUCAUUUAAAACUUCAGGGUGCCUUCGGAUUUCGCCGCCUUCUAAAAAUACGGUAGGAGUGGCCGGCAGCAAAACACGCACUCUCGACCUUAGUAGCUCGGCACAUUAGCCAGCAGGCAACCAUGGCUGGUGAGAUAAAUAAUCCUUUGAGAACAAUCAGGUAUGCGCUACACGUGGAACACUUAUUCACUAUAGCCAAAACAUCCAUGCUUACACAGCACAUUAUGGAACUGUAUUUUUUACACUUGAGAUUACUAUGACGUUAUCGUUGUUUUAGGGGUUUGACGGAUGGCUGUAUGUUGGUAUUGAACGAUGCACAAGCAAAAGAACGCUGCGAAAAAGUGGUUUUCCUUAUUUCGCCGACUGUUUUUGCCUUGAUGCGCCAUGCCCGAUGUAGGGCCGAUAUUGCCACGAAUACAAUCGUAUUCCCAUAGAGCUGUGAUACAUAAUCGAAAGGAAAUGGUUUCGACAUCUCAUUCUUGUUCAUAUAAACAGUACUUUCUAUUCAUGGAAACGUGCUGCUGGUCUUUCGUUUGUGAGCGUGUUUUCGAAUGUUGCGAAUAAAUCUGUCCUAUUGCACACCGCCCAGUACAAGUUGUUUUUAUUAUAGACCACAAUACGUGACCCUCGUCUGAAGUCGCAGCUGCUGACGGCGUAGUAUACUCUGGACUUCCAAGUCGAUGACGGAAAAAAAUGAUGACAA
Molecule: messenger RNA, 4335 nt
Organism: Rhipicephalus sanguineus (brown dog tick)
Lineage: Eukaryota; Metazoa; Arthropoda; Arachnida; Ixodida; Ixodidae
Product: ATP-binding cassette subfamily G member 4
Exons: 14
Coding region: 61-1986 (641 amino acids)
Cellular component (GO): plasma membrane
Molecular function (GO): ABC-type transporter activity; ATP hydrolysis activity; ATP binding
Source: RefSeq, a predicted model, not a curated record